CCUAGCGCAGAGACACUAGCCUUAGUCAAAAGCAAAUCUGCCGAUCCGCCUCAGGUUGGCCGCUUCUCACGCUGUCUCGAAGGGUCGGGAGGCUGUCGAUCGUUCGAGAUUCCUCGAAAAUGCGAGGGACGGUCGUGUGCUGCUUCCUGGCGCCGGCCGUGGCGCUGGUGAGCCCCUGGACUCCAAAUGGCGCCGUCUGCCCCAGAAGGAGCUCCGCGCUGCGCGCGCUACCGGCCGGUUCGGCGCCCGCGUCAUCGUCGGGACGCCUUCCAAAAUUGCCGCGCAGCGACGGUCGCGUCGUCGCUUCGACGGAGCAGCGAAUCGCGGACACGCGCCGCCCGCCGCCCGCCCUCGCAGCGAGAUCACGUCCCAUUUUCACACGCAGGCUCCGCCGCGAGCGCCGACGCGGCCCGCGCCGCCGCCCAGGAGGCCGGCAAGGCCCUGUCCGCCAAUAGCGCCCAAGCCUCGAAGGCAGCGGCGGACGCGUUCUCCACAUACUCAAAAACUUCCGCGGAGGGCCUGGCCGACGCCUCUAAAUUAAUCGGGAAGAACACGGGCGAGGCCAUCAAGGCCUCGAGCAAGGCCAUUGACUCCGUGACGGCGUCCGUCAAAGCCGCGGGGCCUACGCUAGACAAAACAGCUGCGGGCAUCAGUAAAGGCGCCGACCAAUUCGUAGCGUCGGCCUCGGACUUCGGCGGGCAGGUCCAGGGCGCUACUGGAGAUUUAGCAGAGGCGCUCAAGGAAUUCACCAGUAACUCAGCAGAGUUCUCCGAUGGUGCUAGACUCGCGGCAGCAGACGCGGUCGACGCCCUAGGUACUGCUGGGAGUGCCGCGUCAGCAGCUUACUACGAUGCGGUGGCUUCCGCCGCAGCAGCUGGAAUAGGCGGAGCGGAGGCCGCGUCGGCCGGCGCUGUCUUGAUCGCCGCAGCUGCCUUCGGGACGAAGGGCAUCGACGCCGCCGCCGUCAAGUCCCUCGAACUCGACCGGGACACGGCGAAACAGGAGAGCGACAUGCUCAAGGUGAAGCUCAAGGAACUCGAGGAGAAGUUCUUCCUCGCCGACGCUCAAUUUGAACAAACCAUGGCCGCGACGCGGAAGGUGCUGACUCAGCGUAUGUUGAAGUUGAUACUUCGCGUCGACGGCGUGCGAGAGCGCCGUCGAGCCCUCCACGCCAUCGCCGCGGCGCGUUCCUCGCUUCGCGCCGCGCGAGGGCGGUCUCGCGACACCGUCGGUCCGCGCAGGAAUUUGAUACGACGCUGAAGGUGCGGUUGGACACCUUACGGGCCGAGUUGACGCGGGAGAAGGACGCGGCCAUCCUGUCGCUCAAACAGGCGCAGGAUAGCCAGUUGGAGGAGCUCAAGGAGUACUAUACGUCGCGAUACGCGUCGAAGGUAUCCGACUGUGCGGAAAUCAAAUUUACGGCGCGUUCGUCCUGAUUUGCUGCGUCGAGCUCCACGCCAUCGACGCGACGCCUGCUCGAUGGCGUGGCGAUGCCGGUUCCUCACCACUCGACGGAACCAGCGCGGCCACGUCAUCGCCGAGAGUGCACCCGACACACUGGUUGAUAUCCACACAGGUAUCCGAGAUGCAGAAGCUGAUCGAUGCGAAGGACGCGAAGAUCGAGGAGCUCGAGGCGGCGCUGGGCGACCCGCUGUCGCUGUGGUGGAAGCGCGUCACGGGGCAAGAAAAGAAGAAUCCCGUGCAGCAGAAACCGCCGCCGCCGGAGCCGCCGACGGAUCUGUACUCCGCCUAGUUUUGCCGUCGUUUGAGGGGUUCUUAAGUUUGGUCAGUCGAA
This is a messenger RNA of Pelagomonas calceolata, 1795 nucleotides long. The record is from the annotation of a GenBank genome assembly. NCBI's taxonomy places the organism in Eukaryota, Pelagophyceae, Pelagomonadales, Pelagomonadaceae.